Anthonomus grandis grandis is the source of this 709-nucleotide messenger RNA. It is a transcript of the gene Bin1, whose product is annotated as histone deacetylase complex subunit SAP18. Bases 141 to 608 code for a protein of 155 amino acids. NCBI's taxonomy places the organism in Eukaryota, Metazoa, Arthropoda, Insecta, Coleoptera, Curculionidae. Gene Ontology annotation, biological process: negative regulation of DNA-templated transcription. The record is from RefSeq and is a predicted model, not a curated record. The transcript has 3 exons. Gene Ontology annotation, molecular function: transcription factor binding; transcription corepressor activity. Gene Ontology annotation, cellular component: nucleus.
UUCUCAAUUUUGACAACCGAUCGGACGCUACUUCACACAACACACAUACAUAAACAAAAUACUUGUCUUUUGCAAAUUUAUGUUUUUUCACAUAUUUUGCUGUCUCAGUAGGUCAUAAAUCGAUUAAAUUACAUUAAAAGAUGGCGGGAGUAGACGUAAUCGUGGAAGAAAAGAAAGAAGACUCCGUGGAUCGUCAAAAGAUCUGCCCAUUUUUACUGAGAGUGUUUGUCUCCUCCACCGGUCAACACCACAAACAAACGGAAUACCAUAGGGGCAACACACCUAACAACGAACUGCAAAUUUACACUUGGAAAGAUGCCACUUUGCAUGAACUCACCCAGUUGGUGAAGGAAGUGAACCCCGAGGCGAGACGGAAGGGCACUAAGUUCAGUUUUGCCCUGGUUUAUCCUGAUAUGCGAAGCCCUAUGUAUAGGAUGCGAGAAAUCGGUUCGACAACCACCGGGAUAAAGGGUCCAGAUGACCUUAAAACUUUAGGGAACUAUAGGAUAACCAUCGGUGAUUAUAUGGAUAUUGCCAUCACUUCACCUGAUAAUUGGAACUCAGGAAGGACUAAAGGGUUUGCUGGGGGUAGAGCUAGGCCCUAUUGAUUUUGAUACAAUCACUUUCUUUUUAAUUUAAUAACAUAUUUUUAAGGUACUUAUCUUUUGUCGCAGAUUUUCUUCUUAUGUAUAAAUAAAGUAUCUGCAUA